AUGGAAUCUCUCAAGAGAUUCGCGAACUGCACUCAGAAGCAAAAUGAGUCUGUGAACGAUUACAGAAGACGGUUCGAAGCUCAAGCGGACCAAGUAUUCAAAAUCCUUGGCACCGAUGUGUUGCAUGUCUAUGCGACCAAAACAAUGGGGUACCUGGAUCUGUACGAUCCGGAGGAUGGUCCGGACGAUACCAAGGCACUUCAAGAGACGUUCAAGAAGGAAGUUCUGGAAACAUUUAAGGCCAGCGCAUUCUUCUACAACUGCGACAGGUCUCGCUUCCAAAGCAUGUUGGACAAGGCAAAUCAGACCUACGCCAUGGAAUUCAAGGACUACGAACAAAGAAAUGAAUACCCGACUACGAUUGAUCAGGUCGCAAAAGCGCUGAUCAAACAUAAGCCGGACAAUCGAGGAAAAGGUCCAACGACACCAAGAAAUACUCCAAGAACCAACACUGCAAGCGGUAGUGUCCCUGACGGAGUGAGCAACGCACAAGCGAAUGCUCGAACGACUACUCGAACAACAUCUUCACGACCGGCUUUUAGUUGCUGGUGUUGCGGAGAUACUGGCCAUGGGGUCACCCGUUGUCCCGAGCGCUCCACGCGCCCACAAGCGGAAUGGAGCGACCCAGGGCGAUACAGCGACACACCCACUACUACUACUUCAAGAAGAGCGGGGAGAGCCAAUCUCCAAGUCCCUGCGGCUGCAUCUGCGGCGCAGUCGGAUGCCGCGUCUAGCGUCACGGGAAUGCCAUCAACUGGUCAACAACAUCGAAGCAAUAUGCAACGAGCUGUUGUUGACAGGAGUGGAAAUGACACUUCUGGUCCUACUGAUGUACCCGGCUCUUAUGUGGUACGCGGCAGAUCUGUUGCUGAUGGACGAUCUAACGGUAGAAUUACAGGAUGGAACCUUGCACAAGUACGUGCAAGACCGAUUCUGAAGAAGAAAGCAGUCUCCACUGAAGACAGGGGAGAGUUGCUAAUGAAGAAAUGGCAAGCACAACUAGACGCUGCCAGUACUUUCAAGGACGAUGACAGCAUGGUCAGCGAUGGAAGCUUGAACAUGCAGAUCUACAAGUCGACCUCGAAGAUGGAUUCAUUGAAGCACUGUUCUCAAUGGACCAAAGACAACAAGA
Messenger RNA from Cylindrotheca closterium, 1132 nucleotides. Lineage: Eukaryota; Bacillariophyta; Bacillariophyceae; Bacillariales; Bacillariaceae. The record is from the annotation of a GenBank genome assembly.